UGUCAAAAACAUACCAAGCCCACAUAAACGUAGAAUAUUGCAAUUCUGUGAAAUCGAUUAAAUAUAUCUGUAAAUAUGUAAAUAAAGGCAGCGAUAUGGCAGUUUUUAGUGUGCAAUCUGAUAAGUGGAAUGUAACUAGAAAAGUAUUUGUACGGCGCAAACGAGGGGAGCCAGUCAACGGUCACCCUGGCAUUUUCAAAGAAAAUACAAUUGGUAGACUUUAUACAGUGCAUCCCAAUCAAGAUGAAUGUUUUUACCUUCGCAUGCUAUUGGUAAAUGUGCCUGGUCCUACAUCUUUCCAGCAAUUAAAAAUAGUUGACGGCGUCACACAUGCCACUUUUCGCGCUACGUGUCAAGCUCUGAAUUUAUUAGAAAAUGACCAACAGUGGAACAUAUGCAUCAAUGACGCGUGCAACACUGCACAUCCAAACCAAAUUCGCGCAUUAUUUGCGAUUAUAUUGACCGCUUGCUUUCCUUCAUCUCCCACAGAGUUAUGGGAAAGAUAUCGUUCGCAUAUGGCUGAAGAUAUUUUGCAUAGAGUACGCCUUGAAAAUGCCAAUAUGACCUUAGAAUUUACAGAAGCCAUUUACAACGAAGCAUUGAUAAAUAUUGAGGACAAGUGCUUAGCUAUUGCAAAUAAAGUUCUUAGUCAAUUAGGAAUGCCAGCACCAACCCGAACUGCGACUGCUGCAUUUGAUGUAGAUUUACACCAUGAACAGAGUUACAACAUUAAUGAUCUUCAGGCAUAUGUCCAAUCGAACAUUCCCAAAUUAACGUGGGAACAGAAAGGCAUUUAUGAUCGCAUAAUGCAAAUGAUAAAUGACGGAGUUGGGGGGACCUUCUUCUUGGAUGCGCCAGGAGGAACUGGGAAAACAUUCCUCAUUAGAUUGAUUCUAGCAACGGUUCGAUCAAAAAGUGAUAUAGCCUUAGCUCUUGCUUCGUCUGGAAUAGCUGCAACAUUGUUACCAGGUGGAAGAACUGCGCAUUCAGCUCUAAAGUUGCCAUUAAACAUGCAAAUCAUUGAGACUCCUACGUGCAAUAUUUCUAAAGCAUCCGGUAUGGGAAAAGUAUUACAAAAAUGUAAACUAAUUGUUUGGGAUGAAUGCACAAUGGCACAUAAAAAAUCGCUCGAAGCUCUUGAUCGAUCAUUACGAGACUUGUGUGGAAACGUUCAACCAUUCGGUUGA
Molecule: messenger RNA, 1187 nt
Organism: Nilaparvata lugens (brown planthopper)
Lineage: Eukaryota; Metazoa; Arthropoda; Insecta; Hemiptera; Delphacidae
Exons: 2
Coding region: 96-1187 (363 amino acids)
Biological process (GO): telomere maintenance; DNA repair
Molecular function (GO): DNA helicase activity
Source: RefSeq, a predicted model, not a curated record